Molecule: messenger RNA, 700 nt
Organism: Rhinichthys klamathensis goyatoka
Lineage: Eukaryota; Metazoa; Chordata; Actinopteri; Cypriniformes; Leuciscidae
Product: prolyl-tRNA synthetase associated domain-containing protein 1-like
Exons: 2
Coding region: 43-552 (169 amino acids)
Molecular function (GO): aminoacyl-tRNA deacylase activity
Source: RefSeq, a predicted model, not a curated record
UUGUAAACAUUCUGUUCGUGAGUUGAAGCUGUUAAAGUCACGAUGGCGUCUGAUCUGAGGAAAGAGCUGGAAGAGUUUCUCAAGCGUCUGAAAAUCGACACGACCUGCAUCGACCAUCCAGAGGUGUUUACGGUGGAGGAGAUGAUGCCUCAUGUGGCUCAUCUGAGCGGCGCGGUCACGAAGAACCUGUUCCUGAAGGACAAGCGUAAGAAGAGCCUGUGGCUGCUGAGCGUGCGGCACGACCGGCGGCUGGACCUGGGCGAGGUGUCUCGGCGCCUGGGGCUCGGCGGAGGGAACCUGCGGCUGGCGGACGAGGCUCUGCUGCUGGAGACGCUGCGUGUGCGGCAGGGCUGCGUGACGCCGCUCGCGCUCUUCUGCGACUCCGCCCGCAGCGUGACGGUGGUGCUGGACCGAGACCUGACCCACGGCGCACACCAGUGGCUCUAUUUCCACCCCAUGACCAACAGCGCCACCAUGGGGCUCAAACCUGACGACCUGCUGCGCUUCCUGAGGGAGACGGACCACGAGCCCGUCCUGCUGAGCCUCGACUGAUCCUGACACUAGCUGCGUUUACAUUACAGAUUUGCGCAAAACUUUUGCGAUAUUUUCUAAAUGUCGAUAAAAAACUGUUGUGAAAUGACGGAUUUUCCAUUAACCGAAGUUAUGCGACUGAAGCGUAAUUUUUUACUCUCAUAAGUCA